AUGAAGAAUGUGGAUGGAAAAACAAUGCUCAACCUAGAGGUCGAUAACUCCAAUUUCAUCGACAUUAAAAUCGAGGAAGACCCAACCCGUCCAGGUCAAUCUCGUCAUGGUAAACUCGCGAAGAUUCCUAACAAGACUUUGGGUGAAAAGAUGAAUAUAAACCUAGAGGUGGAUAGCUCCAAAAUCGUCGACCUCAGGAUCGGUCAUGUCAUGCAGAUUUUUUGUAAAACUCACAUGGGAAAGACCAUUACGUUAACGGUGGGCAGCUUCGACACCGUCGAAAGCGUCAAGGCCAAGAUCCAGGAGAAAGAGGGCAUCUCGGCGGAAUUACAGAGGCUCUUAUUUUGCGGCCGACAGCUCGAAGACGGUCACACAACAUCCAGCAGGAUUCGACCCUUCACUUAA
Messenger RNA from Thlaspi arvense, 405 nucleotides. NCBI's taxonomy places the organism in Eukaryota, Viridiplantae, Streptophyta, Magnoliopsida, Brassicales, Brassicaceae. The record is from the annotation of a GenBank genome assembly.